This is a messenger RNA of Diachasmimorpha longicaudata, 8029 nucleotides long. RefSeq names its product protein rhomboid (gene stet). Gene Ontology annotation, cellular component: membrane. Gene Ontology annotation, molecular function: calcium ion binding; serine-type endopeptidase activity. The record is from RefSeq and is a predicted model, not a curated record. The transcript is spliced from 11 exons. NCBI's taxonomy places the organism in Eukaryota, Metazoa, Arthropoda, Insecta, Hymenoptera, Braconidae. Bases 1599 to 2846 code for a protein of 415 amino acids.
GAGCGAAUUAAUUCCAAAGCAAACUGCAAGUAUAAGUCGACUCCCAACUUCGUCAAGAAACCCAUUCAGAACUUAAAAUACACUUAUCCUGAAUGCUUCUCAACUUUUUCCAUCAACAUGUCAAAGAAAUCUCAACACCGAUCUAAUUAAAAUAAUAUUGGUUGACUUGACUGAGUAAAGGGAUCGUAUCUAUCCAGCGAAGAGAGGAGCUCGUACAUACAAGCGCAAUCUAAGCACGCCGUGUAUAAAAUAUAUCACAAUCGGGAGAGAAUGGGGGAGAAACGAAUCGGCGAGCACGGGGGGCUCUUUACCACGAACGCCAAUACAAGUGUGUGUGUGUAUAUAAAUGUGUGCCUUCAAAGGGGAAGAGAAUCGCGGAAGUUCGUCUGCGAGGGUGGCAAAAGCUAUCCCAACGUUUCAGUGUAGUCGUGUGAUGUCUACCGGUCAACGUCGUACGUAUCACAAAUCCACGUUUCAAUACCAUUUACCACGUGAUUUUCAUCCUCUCUGGAUGCGAGAGACAUUGUUUUUCCCAAGGAUUUAUUCAAAAAGUUGGCACCACCCGGAGUGUUUGUAAACAGUCGUGUGUCCCGUUCGUGUUGGGACUGCCUUUGUACCCCAAUUCUAUUGAAAUGUGUUUUAUAAAUUUUUGAAUAACACAAGUUCUCGUGCAUUUUCGCGAUAAAAGUUGCUGUAGCAUGAGACGAAAGUUGUGGAGGUGGGGAACGGGGAUGAGAAAAAUUGAAAAAGCGGUUUCAAGCCAUUGUGAGAAGAGAGAUAUUUGUUGGUCGAUCGCUCUGUUAUGUGACGCUGCCGGGGGGGCGCCACGUCAGUAACAUCGACUGCUGUUUGUAGAUCAAAGCGGUAGAAUCAGUGCGGCGAAUGUUUUCCAGUUCCGAUUAUGGAAAUGAAAUUAUUGAGGGUGGUUUUGCAAGAAAUAGUGGACUGAUAAAACGAUGGUUCGUUCUGUUGACGGGAUAAUCGAUCUUUUGGGGAUUAGGGAAUGGCAUGGACUAUUUACAUACAAGUUAUUAAUCCUGGGAGUCAGGACAUCGCGGCCGGUGAGUAAGCGCUGAUGCGGUGGCGUCAUAUAAACAUAAUACAGCGUGUGAUGAAAUCGGUGAACUCGCCAGUAAGUGAUCGUGCUUCUGAGACAAUAGAUGCUUUGGUGCAGGAUUGAGAGCUUAGACAGUGAAAUGUGUAAAUUUGUUGUGAGCUAAUGAAACCUCCUGGAUGGUGAUGGUUAAAGUUUUAUGUCGAGAGUUCUGGAUGAUGGAAAUAAAGAGUGAAGCUGGUGAUUUCAAGGGGUGAUAUUGAUUCGUGAAUUACGGGCGGUCUUGAGUGCGUGCCAUCCAUUGUUCUGAAAAUGGCGAGGCCAUGUUCAUCUCUGGGAUGACGCAUCAGAUUAUUUUGCGUGGAAGACUUGGAGAGAAAAAUUCCGGGAAAAUGGCCGAACUAUUCACGUUGUCAGCAGUAAACAAUCAUUUCCUGGCGAUUUUUAUGGGAAUUCUCCUGAUUAUUAGCAAACAAAGUACGACCUGGUUAGGAUGAUAAGAACAAUGUUUAAUGAAAUCAGUCGGUGAUGAGCUGGUGUUGAGAUGCGGUUGGCUCAGGGUGUAGCAAUAGCGACGAUAGCCGCUACAGUCGAGGAGGAUUGUGCCAAUAGUGAUGCUCACAGUGGAGAAUACGAUGGUUACGUGACCGACCAUACACCUCUUGGUUCGGAAAUUGAUAUCGAUGAAUCUCAGUAUCGUCGUGAACUCCUUAACGACAGAUGGCGAAUGCUGUUCGACAAGUUCGAUCCAGAGGGUUUUGGCGAGAUACCUCGAGACGAUUUCCUCCGGGCGUUGGCAAGCACCGAAUGGAAAUGCGAAAUACCAGCCAACAAGAGGGAGAUACUGUUGACCCGCGUCAAAGAGUCCUACGUAGAUGCUGUUACGUUUCAAGAUUUCAUCAAUGUGAUGAGUGGCAAGCGAACCAGGAGCUUCAAGUGCGCUGUUCAUCAUCGUGACAGAGAGGUCUGCUCCGAGAAUGACUUUCACCUGCUGAUACAUGAGCCACCGCUGUUUCAUAGGAUGGUCCGCAUGAUCGGCGAUGAAUUCCUCACUGAGGAGCGGGACCGAAAAUAUUAUGCUGAUCACUACACGUGUUGCCCACCUCCGCUAUUCAUUAUCCUCAUUACGCUGGUCGAGCUCGGUUUUUUCACAUACUACACAGUCUCAAUGGGGGAAGUCAAUCCAUCCGGUCCUGUACCCAUUGACAGUGUAUUCAUUUAUCGUCCUGACAAGCGUCUUGAACUCUGGAGGUUCGCAUUCUAUAUGUUUCUCCAUGCUGGAUGGCUCCACCUGCUGUUUAACCUGGGGGUACAGGUGGUCGUGGGACUCCCACUUGAAAUGGUUCACGGGAGCUUCAGAAUUGGCGCUGUAUACAUGGCUGGUGUUCUAGCUGGAUCACUCGGUACUUCAGUCUUUGAUACAGAUGUUUACCUAGUCGGGGCAAGUGGAGGAGUUUACGCACUCCUGGCUGCCCACCUUGCUAAUGUACUACUGAACUACAACAACAUGGAGUUUGGAAUUGUUCGGCUCAUUGGCAUCUUCAUUAUCGCGAGCGCUGACGUUGGUUUUGCAAUCUACGACAGGUAUGCGGCUGAACAGAUGGGCCCACCUGUCUCCUACGUGGCACACCUGACGGGUGCACUGGCCGGUCUGACAAUUGGCCUCCUCGUGCUUAAAAAUUUUGAGCAACGCCUGCCUGAGCAACUACUCUGGUGGGUUGCACUUGGUGUUUACGCAGCUUGCACAAUAUUCGCUGUUAUGUACAAUCUCAUGCAUCCGGAUUAUCCAUGACGUGAGGUUAGCUUCGCGUAUGGCGUACCAAGGCAUACGUAACGCGAAGCUACAUGGAAAAUGUCAAAUAAUUGGUCUUCUCCAGCGGUGUCCAGUGGACACAUUGAUGUGGAGAUUUAAAGCCAAAUAAUUAGUCUCUCGAGUUAUGGAGAGGCUGGGGAUCAUGACGAUUGGUGAUGAUAACGAUGAUGGAGUGGCUAGAGAAUUCUAAAAUAUUUGAGAACAAGUACCAAAGAGACAUCCAAGGACGAGAGCCAAGUGAUGAAGGUAAAUUGAGGGGGCGGCGGAAGGAGCAACAAAGAUGUAACAAAAUGUAUGUAAGAGCGGUCGAGUGUUCUCACGGAGAAAUGACAAUUGGUCGCUUGGUUGAGUCUGCGCGGGCUGGUCCGGCAGCACUACCAAGUCUCACUCGUUUACAAGUGACACACAAUGUACCCGGGAGGAAAUAAAAAAAAAAUGGCGAAGAAAAGGAAGAACUCGAUGUGAAUGGGAAGGAGGUCCAGGGGGGAAGGCGAGUGGCAAGUGAAUAAAUCUUUCGGAAUAGUUGCGAGAAUAAACUGAAAACACACUCGGGUACCGCGGGCCGACAAAUUGGAAUAUACGAGUAAAUCGAGAAAACGAAUUCAAUUUCUUUUCCAUUUCUGCUGGGGGAAAAUUCAUUGAAUUCAUCUUCAACUCGUAGGUAUAUUCUCAAACCCCCAGGACCAUUCACUCAUUUUCGUACAUGAAAAAUAACGGCGGUUUCGCGAAAGGGUGCAUUGUUGUGUAUGCGUAUGUGUUUAAGUGUGUAUGUGUGUACGUGUCCAUUUUUUUUCUGUCAUUGGAAGAUGCCCACACGACCCUCGAUACUAAAAGACUGAAUUUUCUCACGAAAUUGAUUUAAUUAAUGGUAUAUGUGCGCAACUCUUUGUUCAACAGUCAAUCUCAAUGAACGUUCUGUGUUAUAAAACCAACGGUCGGUGAAAAAAAAAACAACAAUGUUCCUUUUAUGUUUUUCUCUUUGCUUUGAUUUUUUUUAUUUGUUCUCCCUUGAGAGGAGGGAAAUAUAUAGGUAAAAAUCGGUUGUCCCCUUCCACGAAAGGAGAGAUCAAUAUUCAUACGAUUAAUUUUUACGAAUACAACAGUGCACACCAUGUAAAUAAGAAAUGUAUAGUUAUAAUUGAAGAGAAGAUUUUUCUCUGUGUGUGUGUGUGACUGGGGAAAGUGAUUGGGAUGAGUGAAAACGAUAUUAUUUAGAGUGAGAAAAGGUGAACCCAAAUGAUGACGAAUCGGGGGACCGUGUGUUAUGUAUUCCUUUAUCGUUGCGUAACUUCCCAUGGGAAUCAUCGUCGCGUGGCGACGAUAGUCUUAUUCUUUUUUUUUUUCAUUGUUUUUCUCUGUGACCGUGUGCUAGAGUCGAGAUUACCGACGACAUUUGUAACGGCAUUAUUAACGGACACUGACGUACACAAUGCUACAAUAUACAUCACUGUCCUUGAGGGAAUAAUAUUCCCUCUAUUAUUAUUUGAUUUGUUAUUUUUUCCAUUGAUUUUCGUUAUGCGCUGGCAGUUGCGGUAAACAAACCCCCAACAAUUCAAAAACAAAAACCAUAUUUCCUCCGCAGGUUUCAUACAGACUUCCCUUUGGCUAUCAUUUUUCUCCAACUUUUGUUCGUUUCACUAGUAGUGUACACAGGGAGAGAGAAAAGCUGAACAAAUUUGAAACGUUCAAUGUUUUUUUUUUGCAUUAUUGUGCUGUUCAAUUUAUGUCCCUCAGUAAGUUGUGGAGUCUCGUUGGUUUACGAUAUUUAUUUAAAGUACUCCUAAUAAUUUUUCGUCAUCAAGUACUGAAUUUAUUCGUUGCAUAGUGGACUUACAUUAUAAACUAAACAUUCCGAAACAAUAUAAAACUAAACCCAGUCAUGAAAAGAGUUAUAGUGUAAUAUAAUAUAAUAUGAUUUACAAUUAGCCUGAAAUUCCGAAGCCUGGUGGCUGUAACUGGCACAGAAAGAGCGAACAAAAAAUGCGAGAGAGGAUGGUUAGUAAUGACUAAUACGAGUGAGAAAUAAAUUACAUUCGCGAGUGGAUCCCAAUGGGAAAGGGAGUGAUAUCUACACGAAGGGAAAUAUUGAGUAAAAAUUACAUAUCCUUCAGCUAGAAUACCGUAUCGAAAUUUUUUUAAUAUCGCCCAAUUUUUCCUUAUAAUGGAAAUGGCGUAGAUUUUGCCCAAAUAUUGCCAAAAACCCAUUUUCAGUGUCAUCAGUGAAUGAACUGAAUUCCGUAAUUUUUACUAAUAAUUUCUCGCCGUGUCUGUGUUUUCAUUCACGUAUUUGCUCUCACAGGAUCAAUCAGUGAAUGAACACGCGAAUAAGAGGGCACGAUUGGGGGGAGGAUAAAAAAAUAGAGGGUGAAGGCAGGUUAAAGGAGAAUUGCUAAGGUGGUUAGACUGAAGUUGGGAUGUGGCAGGGAGGUUUAGCGGCUUAACUUGCUAAGUAAAACGGAAGUGAGUAAAUGAGAGUGAUGAACGAUGCUAGUCAAUUAGUACCGACGACGAAGGGUGAGUGAGUGAGGGAGGAGAUGUGCUCCUCAUCGCUUCUUCUUCAACGAAACUUAAGGUAUCGCCGACGUAAUCUACUUGGAACUUUUCGAUGAAAAUGAGGAGCUAGAGUGGUUUGUAUGAUGAGAUGCGGUAUGUGUAUAUACACACCGGAGGGUUAAGCAAAAAUAAAGUAAAAGAGGUUUUUGUAGAAACUCGUGGUGAGGCGGGUGAGAGAGAGGAGGGAAGGGAAUUGGUAGAAAGCGGAAGAGAACAGCGGUGAACAAGUUCCGACUGUGUGAGCGCUCCCGAGUAAUUACGCGUGAAUAAUUAAAUCUCAACCGCGCUUAAACGAAACAAGAGUUGAAGUACUGGGACAACGCUUCAAGUAUCCUAGUUAGAGAUCUCCCCUACGUAACAACGAAAACCAAAUUUUCAAGAUGAGGGAGAGGUGUAUCAACUGCCGAGUUGGUUUAUUUUGUAAAUCACAAUUUGUUCUGAUCCAGUGGAAUAAAAAUUACAAAUGGAAUUUUGCAUGAGAAUUUUUUAAUACUCGAUAUGGGAGUUGAAUUGAAAUUGUUAGAUACAUAUUUUGUUGUUUUAUGAUAUUGUACUAAAAGCCGUGCAUAUAAAAAAAUGUCAGGGCAAAAUGAAAAAAAUACGUGUCUAAUAUUUUUCAUCAAACUUUUUUAUUGUAUCGGGGUUUUCAAAUUAAAAAAUCAUGCAGCAACCCAAUUUGAUUUGUGAGGUUUCCUCUCGUUUUUCUAUAACUUUUCAUUGGAAAUGAACGAACAAUGUAUUGAUUGACAACAGUAUUUUUAUUCUCAUCGGUACGAUAUGUCAAAGAGGAAUGUGCGAGUCAUACCUUGAGUGCUAUUGAAUAUUAUUUUGUAUUAUCAUUAUGUAAGAUGAGCGUCACAAAUUUCCCUCACCGUAAAUAAGUUUAAAAUGGGUAAUUUUUCUAUACUAAUUGUGACUAUUGUGUUAUUAUUUGUUACUAUUAUGAAUUAUUAUUGUACAAUGAACAGACAGAAACUGUUUGUAAGUGUACUGGAAGAGUAUGUUUUGUAUAUUUGCGUGUGAAAUGAAAAACCAACUACCACGGGAUAAUAUUUAUUUUUCAUUAGGUUAUUUAUUAAAUAUUGUCACGUACAGAGUCAACGGACAGUUAACGCUUGUUUGUGACUGAAAAUCCUCUAUUUCAGAGUCCUCCCCCCCCCACUGCCCCAUUUUUUUCCUCCUCCUGAUAAUAUCACCAGUUGUUAUUAUCCGCGUGUAAAAUAGAUCAUCUCAUUGGAAUGAUAAUAAAAAAGAACGAAAAACGAAUGAUAAAACGAAUUCCCAUGUAAGACUCACCUGAUGUUCAUGUAUAUAAGAAUAUGUAUAUUGUAUAAUGGGUGGUUCGUGAUAAAAAUCGUCAAUGUUAAAAGUACAACUGUAUGUCGCAUGAGGAAAUAUGGAGGGGAUCGAUAUAGUUUUACGCGCACGAAGACACAGGAGUUAAAGCCAAACGAAAGGGGUAGCGUGCGAGUGCGAAAUAUUGACGAUAAAUUGGCCAACGCCCCCUCCCAACCCUUCACCAUUCUUCCCUCCCGUGUCAUCCGGAGUUUUUCAGCGAAAAAAAAAGAAAUGAAACAAUUUUUUUUCCCCUCUUUUUUAUAGUUCCGGGACAGUCGGUCAAUUGUCUGUGUACGAGCGAAUAAUUUCUACCGAUCGAGUUUUUACGUUUUUUGUGGAAAAAAUUUAUCGUCCAUCAUUUCCUGUUACUUUUUUAAUAUUUUUUUUUUUCGUCGAUUUUACUUCCUUUGUUUUUUGAAAAACAUACUUUUUUUCAAUUCUCUUUUUCGCACUCGCACUGCACUUCCAGCGGUAUGAAAGGCUGAUUGUGUGUGUAGGGUUGGAACUGUACGCUUCUCCAUUACUCCAAAGGUGUAUUCGAGUAGGCUCAAAUCCACAAGGGGACUAUUCGCAUCCACUGACAACGAGAGUAAAAUAAAAGAAUGCAUUGCGAACACAUGCGAACCCUGAUUAAAAGGAAAUUUAAAGCUGCAAUGAAUUCUUUAAAUUUACUCCCGUUAUCAGCAGAAUUUUUCACGUUAUUUUUGCGUCAUAAAUUCUCAUUUUUAAGUACUCUUGCUCUUUUUUCUUUUCAAGACUGUGAAUAUUACAGAUUUUAUUGCGAUUUUUUAUGGCAAAAUAAUUCCAUGUGUAAUUGUAUAUAAAGUGUUGUACGUGUACAGUUGCGCAUCCGUAUGGAAAAGAAUAUUACGAUAAUAAUUUAUAUUAUAUACGGUCAGUCAGAUAUGAGAUAAUCCACAAGCCAAAGAAGUGGAGCUAGUAAAAUCUAUCAAUGAUGAAUGAAAAAAAUAUGUUACGAUAAUAUAAAUGCAAAGAGAACAGAACAAGAAAUCCUCGCUAGUUGUAACUCGAGUGGUUGUAAAUGCGUCGUUGAUUUAAGAAUUAUCGUAAGCCAAUUUCAUCAUUAAAUUGAGAGUAUUUCAGUAAGAGAUUAAAAAAAGCAAUCAAUACAUGAAUUAUUUAUUAUUUAAUUAAUAAAAAAAAUGAAAAUUUGUUUUGUAAAGGAUCAUGUUUCCUUCGAAGAAUGUGAAAUGAAGAUAUUCAGUGUAUAAAAAACACUUUAAAAAAUAAAAGAAAACUAUGAAUUUGAA